AGGAAAUGACGUCUUCCUGUGUCGUAUUGGCAGGAAUAGGAAAAAGUGCAUUGCAAUGAAUUAGGUAGCUAAAACGGCAUUUCACCUCAUUCGCAGGUAAACACUGCGUUGAAACCAAGCAAAUCUCAGCUAAACAUGGAUUUUACUCCUUUUCCUUCUGGACCUUUGGUGUGGAAUGUAUUCCUAUUCGUUCCCUUUCACAAUGCUCGAUUGGGGUCAACUGCGUCAGCUGAUUAGUAUUCGUUUCGAUUUUGAAACCGUUUGCAUUGAUUUGAAUACGUCCGACUGCCACGAGAACAUGUUGUGGAUUGGUACCAACAGACGGGAGAAACUGAGGAAAGCGAUCUGAAAAUUGAGACCAAGAAUUGAGCUUACAUCCUGCUUUGGUUGGUGUAGAACUUUCCAAUCCGAAUUUUGUCGAAGGAUUCAAACGAGAUUCGCGGACAACAAUGA
Messenger RNA from Talaromyces proteolyticus, 453 nucleotides. RefSeq lists its product as uncharacterized. Lineage: Eukaryota; Fungi; Ascomycota; Eurotiomycetes; Eurotiales; Trichocomaceae. The record is from RefSeq and is a predicted model, not a curated record. The transcript is spliced from 2 exons. Bases 176 to 349 code for a protein of 57 amino acids.